CUACGGCGAACUCCGUGAAUCACGAAACACGACAAGAGCAUUUCAGAUGAACAACGCGAUCCUGUGUGAAGACGGUGAGUGUGUGUAAUAAAAGCUUCACAAGCACAGGAGUGCGAUUGAAACAAGUACUAGGCACUUAAGUCAACACAGAAGGUCAGGUAUUUUUAUUGAUGGACCUCCACGUAGACGUACUUGGCCACCUGCUCCUUUCUCAAUUCUCAUACAACUCUUCCUCCGUCCUCUCGACUUGCUCUAUCGAGAUAAACGCAACGUAGAGAAGAAAGCAUGGCCCCCUCGUCUUCGCAAUCAGUUUUCCUCGACGUCGGAGGUGGACAACUCGGGCCGCACCGUGCUGCAUUGUCCGCUUGUGGUCCUCCAACCCGCAGCGCGUCGGGCAGGACUUCAUCGAGGAUGAUGUUGAUGCGCGGGUCGUCUUUACUGCUGCUUGUCCUGAACGAUCUCACCCAUGUUGUCCAAGCGCUGGACCGUCGUGGCCGUCGUGGCGGCCGGAAAGACCUCGACCCCUACAACAUUCAGCAGGAGAUGUUGCAGCAGGAGGAGCAGCAGGCACAGAAACAAGCCGCGUCCGCUGGCGCUGAAGACCAGCUGGACCGGGACACGCUCGACGACGAGGCGGUUGCGAAGGUCGCGGAAGAGUUAAAGGCGCAAAUCGAGACCGAGUUGCGGAAGCAAAUGAAGGACAAUCUGGGUGCUAAUGGGAAGACAGGUUCUUCUGAGGCAGGACCAGGAGAAGAUGAAACUGCCUAUGAAGACGGCGUGGAAAAUAACAACUUCCUAGAAGAGGAAAACGAAAACGACCUGUCGGGAAAUACCAGUGCAUCCGAAGGUAGUACAACUGUCCGCACGGACAAGAACAAUAAACACCGACAGCGACUACAGGAUGAUGCUGGCCAGAAUAAUGGAGCCGGUGCAGGCGCUGCUGCUGAGCCUGAUGGUCCAGAUCCGGAGUUGGUGAAUGGUGCGAUUUUUGUCGCCCUUCUCUGUGUUUUCAUCGGCUACGCAAUGCUGAAUAACGGGAAUGCGGCAAAUGGCGCGCAGCGUUUGGGCUCGGCGGCGGGCGCUGCUGGGGGCGGGGCUUCAGGCGCGCAGAGAAACCAUGCGAGUAGCUCCGGAAAAAAUCUGCCGAACAAUAACACGCAGCAGGAUCACGCCGCAGCGAUUCGCGAACAGCGGCUGAAGCGGUUCCAGCAACAGGAGCAGGCGAGUGCGAGUGCAGGUGGGGUGGAACUACAGGGGUCGCACCAGCAGAAUGUUGUAGCCACGACCGGCACAUCAAAGUCCGCGAACAACCCAGAAGCGCCAGCACAGUCUCCCCCGUCAAGAAAGGGCGCAGACAAUGUUCUUAAGCCGGCUCCACCAGCAUCUCGUGGUGGUGCAACUGCAACCGCGGAAAAGGCGAAGGACAUCCAACUUAAGUCAACUGCUGGUGAAGAAUCGCAGCGACCGGAAGUGAAAAAAGAAGAAGCGAAAAAACUGCAGCCAGUGGCGCCGGUAGAUACCAACCCCGUCGUGAGCGUGAGUGAAAAAGCCCCAGCAAAGCCAAGGGCAGCAUCAUCUCCUGAACGACCAGCGGGGGUCCUAGACCACGUCAAACAACCAUCAGUAAAGGAAAAGGCCACCAAGAAACCGUUGAAAAUUUUCGUGACCUGUAACUCCCAAUUGUCCAAGGCCGUCGCCGAACUUUCCCCAGUUGAAAAUUUCCAAGAAACGCCGUUCGAGUUCCAAGACCGCGACACUGCUACCGUCGGGAUGCUGAAAGAGAAGUUGUUCGAGCGCGUGAUCCCUGCGGAAUUUUCAGCGGAGGACGAGCAGAACAUCCUGCGCCUCGCUGGGUUUCCACCGGAGGGAGGAGCGGGAGGUGCUGCCACGACUUCGGCCACUGGUAGCCCCACGAGCGAAGUAGUGCCGGCGACGAAGAAGCUGUGUCUGCUGUUUCGGGGGCGCAUCUUGCAGCAGGACGACAAGUUGCUGGUGGAUAGCGGCUUUGGAAAAUUCGGCGAAGACCGAGUCAUGUUUAUGUACCGAUAAAGACGUUGUCGAUUGCUGUUGUUGGAAAAGCUCGUAAAGACGACCAAGAAGAACAUGAAAAAAACCUUUGAUGACGACGUGAACAGCACAUACAGGAGCGCCGACGAUCGCUCUGCGUCGAUGCUGUGUGCGUGCUGUUGGUGGUGCUAAGAGACCUCCUCCUGUGCUUUUUAUUCAGCAUCAACACCACUUUUGUAAACGAAACAUAGGCUGCUCGAGGCUGCUCCGGUGAGUAAAAAAAUCUUGAGUACUUAGCAAUUGUAAACGUGAUGUUCGCACAGCUAAAGCGGUGACAGAUACGAAAAGGCUCUCGCAAGUUGUACGGAGAGCGAGAGAAUGACUCCGUACUACGUCAUCACAACGCAUUCGUCAAAGAAAAUCGGUCCACCUUCACACGUGAGAAACAGAAACGAAAUUUUCGAAGACUAGUAUCGUUUUUGGGUCGUGGCGGGAUUUGUUGUACGUAGUGCACUGAAAGUGUGUUGUGCAUUGGUCUCCCA
Messenger RNA from Amoebophrya sp. A120, 2549 nucleotides. Lineage: Eukaryota; Dinophyceae; Syndiniales; Amoebophryaceae. The record is from the annotation of a GenBank genome assembly.